Molecule: messenger RNA, 741 nt
Organism: Pisolithus orientalis
Lineage: Eukaryota; Fungi; Basidiomycota; Agaricomycetes; Boletales; Pisolithaceae
Exons: 2
Coding region: 1-741 (246 amino acids)
Source: RefSeq, a predicted model, not a curated record
AUGAAUCCUCUGAAACUCAUUGAAUUCAGCAAGGAAAAGAUGGUUCCUGCAGCUGCAAAACAGUACCUUGAACAGAUCACAAAUGUUGAGAUGCCACAAGGGCUCAAAAAAUAUAUGGAACUUGAACUUUUCCCCUGCAUUCAACUGAAACCAAGCAAGGGUGUUUCUCUGGCAACUGCACACUGUCUCUUGAGGCAAGAAGGUUUUCAUUUCCAGGAAUACAAGAAGUCUCUGUAUUAUGAUGGUCAUGAACAACCAGAUGUCAUCAGUGACCAGCAAACCCACUUUCUUCCAGAAAUGGAAAAGUACAAAUGUCGACUGGUGGAAUAUGUUGUUGGAGAUGUUGGGAACAAGAUGCUGAAGAGUCCCUCUAAUUAUGUUGAGAACUGUCUUGUGCUCUGUGCACAUGACAAGAUGACAGCCCAAGCCAAUGAUGACAUGGGAAGGGGUUGGAUCUUUGAUGGAGAGCAGUGGCUGCACAAGAAAGGUGUUGGACAUGGGGUGCACCAGAGUGAUGUCAUCUGUUUGACUGUUGGAUGGUUGUGGGAAGCAAGUCAAACUCUGGAAUAUGGAAAGAAUUAUGAGGGGUACUGGACUGGGGAGCUUUUUGUUAAGCAGCUCAAAGAGAAGAUUAUUCCAGCAUUCAAACAUGCUCAUGGUCCUGGAUAUCAGAUGCUGCUCAUGGUUGACAACUCACAAGGUCACUCUGCAUAUGCCAAAGAUGCCCUCUUGACAUCAUGA